UCGAACUGUCAGAGAGAAAAAACAGUAUAUUGUAAAUUGAUGAAAUGCUCGUAAAAUCAAUAGCAUUUUUGUGUAAUUUAACGAAUCUUGCCCUUACCCUAAUAUCUUUUAUCUCGUGAUCCCCGGAUUGUCCCGGUAUUUUAAAAAAUGCCCGGAAAUCAAACGACGACUUCAAAUAAGACCGAACCAGCCACCCUCAAUCGUAUUCAAGAUCUCCGAAGGAUCCUCGAGGAUCUUCGAAUUUCGUUGGAUCUGGAAAGAAGCAGAUUACAGGAGGAAAUGCAAAAGAUCGUUUGGACUACUUAUUGCGCAACGGAUCCAGAAUAUCCGAAAGGACACGAAGAUAACUUGGCUUUGGACGAGGAUCACUUGGAUGUGGGACGGCAGCUACGAACUCAUUCAAUUCAGUUAUCCAGUAGGAGAUACGAUGACUGGAAUGGUUAUCCAGAACGACUGAUAAUCACUGAGGAUUAUAUCGACGGCGGCCAUAUUGCUCGUUCGACACUCUCGAAUCUAUCGAACUUCUACAAGAAAAAGAUUCUCGAUCUUCAGGCGGAUUGCUGCGCGGAAUUAAAUCAGGUCAAGUGUAGAUUUAUCGAGUCUUUUCAGGGUAUGGAAAAUUGGCAAACGCGCAAAAACAAAUAUCGCGACCAAGUAUUUGCAAGGAUAAAAAGUCAUCGAACAGUUGGCGCCACUGUCGCGCGUGACACGAGAGAUGAGGAUGUGUGGAAAAUAGCAGCUGGCGAGCGUAAAUCUCUCUUCAGAUCAAAAUCUCUGGUCGUCGAUAAAGUUCAAAGCUUCUGGUCGAGCAAUGUCUGCUGUACCGGGAACCGUAGCGACGCCGACAUUUGCGGUUUGAUCUACUAGGCAUUCGGAUUCACAUUUCGAAUAUCGCUCGAGUCUUCGACGUUACUGACUUUCACUUCAUCCCAGAGUAAUUCGACGAUAUUUCCGUGGUCAAAUUGAAAACGCUUCUAGCACCAGUAGUACGUAUAACCUCGACGACGUCAUUUUGAAAAAAAAAAAAAAUAAGAAAAAAAAUAUCACAGUAGCAAUACCAGCCGGUGAAUUUGUAAUUGAAUAAUUUGUAGGAUAUAUACAAUAAUUUGUAUCUAUUAUUAUACAUGUUUAUAUCGAUAUCCAAAAUUUGUAUGAAAUAUUCAUUAA
Molecule: messenger RNA, 1167 nt
Organism: Cephus cinctus (wheat stem sawfly)
Lineage: Eukaryota; Metazoa; Arthropoda; Insecta; Hymenoptera; Cephidae
Exons: 4
Coding region: 148-867 (239 amino acids)
Source: RefSeq, a predicted model, not a curated record